Molecule: messenger RNA, 715 nt
Organism: Amoebophrya sp. A120
Lineage: Eukaryota; Dinophyceae; Syndiniales; Amoebophryaceae
Source: the annotation of a GenBank genome assembly
GCUCAAAUAAGAACACGAACUACAGUAGAUGUAGAAUUCAAAAGUCAUUGUAGCUACGUUUUUGUCGGAUUUGAUUCGCAUUUUUGUUGCCUCAUGAUCAAAAAUACUUUUGUUGAUGAGCAACUGAAUUUUUUUAGACGCAGAGGAACAUCUUCAAGCCACAUUUUGCACAGCCUUUUCAAAGAUGAGCGACUACGGCAGACGGUCUGGGCCAUCUUCGUCUUCACAGCAGACUACUCGUAAUACCGUCCAUAAUUCUGGCGCAUCAAAAUCUUCCAGCCCAGUCUCGUCCGGAGGCCCGGACACGACCACGACCCCAACCAUCUUCGAUAUAAUCCCGCUGGAUAUUGCCCUGAUCGCCCGGAUAGCGACGUUCAUCUGUUGUCUUCUCAUCUGCGUGAAGUGGCGCAGGUUGCUGAUCAACCAUUUUUGUUCUGCUACGGUGACAGGGUCGUCGUCAUCCUCCUCAUCUUCAUCCAGUCCGAGCACAAUUCUCGGUUUAUCCUCCCCGCUAAACAACCCCCGUUCCGGCAUAAACCAAAACUUCGGCAACGUCCGGGUGAUCCGACCCCCCCCACCGGUCAUACCUUUAAAUUCCGGCGAAUUCACCGGGAGCGCGCGGUUGCGAGCGUUGGCUGCGAACGCGAAUUCGGGCGAUACGCCACCGGGGAGUGGGAGGACGGGGGGUAGGUCUGGUGCGGGUAGUUCGGAGUAA